Molecule: messenger RNA, 1317 nt
Organism: Drosophila busckii
Lineage: Eukaryota; Metazoa; Arthropoda; Insecta; Diptera; Drosophilidae
Product: zinc finger protein 239-like
Exons: 2
Coding region: 44-1201 (385 amino acids)
Biological process (GO): regulation of transcription by RNA polymerase II
Cellular component (GO): nucleus
Molecular function (GO): DNA-binding transcription factor activity, RNA polymerase II-specific; zinc ion binding; RNA polymerase II transcription regulatory region sequence-specific DNA binding
Source: RefSeq, a predicted model, not a curated record
ACACAGCUCGGAAGCGGUUAAUAUUAUUGAAAAAGCAAAGUAUAUGACUGCCGAACUGAAGUGCCGGGUGUGCGCUUGCAUGCUGGAUACAACCUCCGUAUGCUAUGACAUGCGUAAGCAGCCGAAGCUCGCGCACAAGUUCAUAACUUGCACAGACUUAACGGUAUCGGAGCUAGAGUGUUUACCAAGUUGUCUUUGCCACUUAUGCUGUGGGCAGUUGGAGCAGUCAUACGCAUUUCGUGCUAAGUGCAUUGCGGCCGACACGAGAUGGCGCAUGGAAUUAUUGGCAACAAGUUACGAAAAUAAAUGCGAAAAUGAAGUGGAGACCAAAACAGUUUCACCUGAAGAUAAUUUAAACAGUGAGAGUGAACAUUUAUAUAAAGAGGAUAACAUUCUCCAAGAAACUCUUCCUCAGACUUCAGAACCACCAGAGUUAGCUAUUAAGCAAAGUGACGAGCCACAAGUACAGCAAAAAGUCAUCUAUAAGUGCGAUAUAUGCUCCACGCAGUUUCUCGAGGAGCAAAGACUGCGUGCUCAUAAGCGACAGCAUGAGCAUGAGUUGCCAUAUCCUUGUCCGGAGCCUGGCUGCGAUCGCGGGUACAGCCACAAGAAUACGCUUAGCGUCCACAUGCGAAAAUGCCACAAGUUGGGAAAAGAGCCCAAGUUGCAUAUUUGCGAAUUCUGUGGCAAAGUAUUUGAUACCAUGUGGCGUCUCAAGAACCAUCGAUUCACACAUAAGGAUAAGUCUGAGCUACCAUUUGUUUGCGAAGAUUCCGAUUGUGGGCGACGCUUCUCAAGCAAGCAGCUACUCAAGGUACAUAUGAUGCGGCAUGCUGGAAUUAAGAAUUAUAAAUGCACCUACUGCGGAGUAGCAAAGACCACGCGUACCGAGCUCAAAAUCCAUCUCAAUUAUCAUACGCUGGAACGUGCCUAUUGCUGUCGUAUCUGCCCCAAGGUUUGCAAUAGCUCCAGCAAUCUCAAAUUGCACAUGCGCACUGUGCAUGAACGUGCACAAAGCUAUGCCUGCGGCUACUGCGAUCGCACCUUUACUCAGUCGGCCCUACUGAAACAGCAUGAGCUGAUCCACACCGGAGAGAAGCCUCACGAGUGCGAAGAGUGCGGCAGGCACUUUAGACAAAAGGGAGCCCUACGUAGUCAUUGCAGGAUUCACGAGCGCGAACGAAAAGAUGCUGUUACAUAACUGUUCCUUGGCGAUUCCUAUGCCUUGAACUUAUGAUUAAGAACCUCCACUCAUUUACCAGUUGACAUGUGCAUUUAAUGUUUAUUUUCUAUAUUUAUUUUAGCUUAUUAAGAAGA